AUGGCCGACGACGGGACGAAGGCUGUGGCCGACGGCGGUAGACGAAGGCGGUGGCCAACGGCGGUAGACGAAGACGGUGGGCUGACGACCAAGGCGGUAAACAAGCUUACGUCUGAGGAGAUGGCAACCCACACAACCGUUACCGUGCAACAGCCACAAGCGUCAACAGGCAAUAAUCCUUGUGUAGAUCAAUUAUAUGGAGGAAGAAGAGAUACCAUUGUUCGACUGUAUAGAGCAUCAAUAGAAGGAAACUGGGAAGUUGCAAAAGACAUCCUUCAGGGCGAUGGAGAAUUAGUAAAGUAUAGAAUUACUGAAAAUAAUGAAACGCCACUUCACGUUGCAGCAGCAGCGGGCCAUAGCACCAAGUUUGUGGGAAAUCUUGUGAACAUGAUGAAUGACAUGGAUGACUUUAAACUGCAGAACAGAGAUGGAAAUACAGCCUUUUGUUUAGCAGCUAUCUCAGGAAAUGUUAGCAUGGCUAAAAUUAUGAUUGAGGAUAAGAAGCUGGCACUGCCCUCAAUUUGUGGUAGUGACAAAAUGAAACCACUCUAUCUGGCUGCUUUUCAUGGAAACCAUGAUAUGGUGAAUUAUCUCUAUGGUCUUUUUAUAUCCAAUAGACAGAUGGGUUGGACAAAUGAUGACAUGGAUAACCUUUUGUUGAAAUGUGUCCAGGCUGGCAUCUUUGUUUCUUCUUCAUGA
This is a messenger RNA of Helianthus annuus (common sunflower), 699 nucleotides long. RefSeq names its product ankyrin-2-like. The record is from RefSeq and is a predicted model, not a curated record. The transcript is spliced from 4 exons. Lineage: Eukaryota; Viridiplantae; Streptophyta; Magnoliopsida; Asterales; Asteraceae. Gene Ontology annotation, molecular function: protein binding. Bases 1 to 699 code for a protein of 232 amino acids.